AAUAUAUUCAUGCAGGGCAAUACGAGGCGGCCCUGGUUUAAUAUAUCCAGGCAUGAGCUGCAAGAAUUAGAAUUUAGUAAUAAUCACUGACUAGGCUGAGCUCUAUCUCCCGACCCCUUGCAUUUCAACCACGUUGAAAUAAUGCCUCGCUUCCCCCUUCCCCGCCAGAUCCUCGCAAUCACCACCUGCUUGGGCUAUAUGAAUUUUAUAUAAUGCUCUGUACUUCAUCCAACCUGUUCAGAGAGGAUGCCUCGGGAGAAUGUGGCUCUAAAGUCAUGCCGACAGUCUCCGUCAUCGAUCCUUACCAAAUAGAAAUGCUGUCAAUGGCGAACACUGCACACGAUGUUCGAGAUAUGCAGCGUUUGGGUAAGAACCAGCAGCUUAAGAGAAAUUUCCGAUUCAUAUCUAUUCUUGGGCUCAACUGUACAUUGAUGGCGACCUGGGAGUCGAUUCUGCUCACAAGUAAUUACGGCCUCAUCAAUGGAGGGCGAGCCGGGAUGGUGUAUAUUUAUAUCGGCACCUUCAUUGGCUUUUUCGCAUCUGUCGCCUCGUUGGCCGAGAUCGCCUCCAGGGCUCCUACAGCAGGAGGUCAAUACCACUGGGUCAGCGAAUACGCUCCUCCUUCCUGCCAGCGGUUUCUAAGCUAUCUUACCGGAUGGCUAUCAGUUCUAGGCUGGCAGGCUGCAUUCGCGAGUGUAUGUUUCCUCACCGGUACUUUAAUUCAGGGCUUGUUGGUCACCGUAUACUCCGACCCGGCCGCAGACUAUACAUAUGCAUCUGAACGAUGGCACGGUACGCUCCUCACUAUUGCAAUCGCCAUGCUAGCAACCAUACCCAAUGGGUGGCGUACUCAUUGGCUCGCCAGCCUGGAGCGUCUGUUGCUUUUCAUCCAUAUUUUCGGGUUCUUCGCGAUUUUGAUCACUUUGUGGGUCACGGCCGACCGAGCAAGCAGUGAUGAGGUGUUCCUCACUUUCACUAAUACGGGAGGAUGGUCAAGCAUUGGCUUGGCUUGCUUGGUCGGUCAAUUGACCCCAAUAUUCUCUUUCAUCGGGCCUGAUGCGGCGACACAUAUGGCGGAAGAGGUCCAGGAUGCUUCCAGAAUUGUCCCAUGGUGUAUGAUUUCGACUGCCCUUGUCAAUGGCUCGCUUGGAUUCGUCAUGCUCAUUACCUUCCUUUACACGAUGGGCGACAUAGACUCCGUACUGAACGCUCCCAGUGGAUUUCCGUUCAUCAUGGCUUUCCAGAAUGCGACCGGUUCACCUGGUGCAGCUGUUGGUCUAGCCUGCAUCAUUUUAAUCAUGGAAGUCUGCAGCGCUUUAGGUAUUCUUGCAACCGCCUCCCGUCAGAUUUUCGCGUUCGCCCGAGAUAGAGGACUUCCUUUCUCGCGCACCUUUGCCUUUAUACACCCCCAGUCGAAAACCCCUAUCUGGUCUAUACUAUCUACAACGCUCGUGGCUAUGCUGUUAAGCCUGAUCAACAUUGGCUCCACAGCAGCUUUCAACGCUAUUGCCUCAUUAGCGAUCGCGUCUAUGCUGAUGACAUAUAUCAUUGUCAUUGGUUGCUUCUCCAUGGCGCGCUGGAAGUCCAAAACGCUAUCUUCUAGCCGCUUCUCUCUAGGUCCAUAUGGCCUGGCUGUCAACUUGAUAUCUCUUCUUUUCCUCACUUUCCAGGUCACUUUUACCUUUUUCCCCACCACGAAAGAAGUGGACCCCAAAACUAUGAACUGGUCGAUUUUGAUGGUGGGAGGAGUCAGUCUUUUAGCCACGCUUCAGUAUAUAUUAUACGCUAGGAAGGUGUACCAGGCGCCCGUUGGUCGCAUUCUUAGAGAUUGAUAGGGAAUUAUGCUUCUUAGCUGGCAUUACAUGUUGAGAGUCACUAG
Messenger RNA from Aspergillus alliaceus, 1879 nucleotides. RefSeq names its product amino acid/polyamine transporter I. The transcript has 4 exons. Gene Ontology annotation, cellular component: membrane. The record is from RefSeq and is a predicted model, not a curated record. Gene Ontology annotation, biological process: transmembrane transport. NCBI's taxonomy places the organism in Eukaryota, Fungi, Ascomycota, Eurotiomycetes, Eurotiales, Aspergillaceae. Gene Ontology annotation, molecular function: transmembrane transporter activity. The coding region runs from base 213 to 1832 and encodes 539 amino acids.